AUUUUAUUUUCUUCCAUUCAUCCUUUGCAAGCAUAGCAUGUGUGCAUAUGAGAGAGAGCUAGAGAUAGAGGCGUGUUCAUUCAAACUGCAUGAGACAUUGAAGAAUGCCAGGAACUGGAAUCAAAGAAAAAUGUUUAGUAAACGGGCAGUCAAGCUUUGAAGGCAAAGAUCCUCACGACAUUGCCUUCAACCGUUUCCUAAACCAGCAGCAUCAACGCAAACUCUCCGGUACCAUGACGUCUCUCAAUGGCUCCGGCGUCAAGGCCAACUGUGGCGGCGACAUGGACACAAAGAGGAAAUUCCGCGUCUGCGUUGCCACCACUAACCGAGCAGACUAUUCCAAGCUGGGCAACAUCAUGCAAGCCAUAAAAGACGAUGAGAUGCUAGAAUUGUCAACCAUCGUAUUAGGAUGUCAUUUGAUUGAUGAUUAUGGGUCCACAUAUCGACUGAUCGAGAAAGAUGGCUUCACCAUCGACAGUCGCCUCCACACCAUCGUAAGAGGGGAGGAUGAAGCUGCCAUGGUGGAAUCGGUCGGCCUUGCCAUGGUCAAACUCCCCGACAUCAUGCUCCGCCUUAAACCAGACGUCGUCAUCGUGCACGGGGACCGCUUCGACGUCCUCUCGUUAGCGGCCUGCGCUGCCCUCAUGAACAUUCGCAUCGUCCACGUGGAAGGGGGCGAGGUGAGCGGGACGAUCGACGACAGCAUCAGGCAUACCAUCUCCAAGUUGGCGCACUAUCACGUUUGCUGUACGGAGCGUGCCCACAAGCGUCUGCUGGCGAUGUGCGAGGAUAACGAUAGGAUACUGCUAGCAGGAUGUCCAUCGUAUGACAAGUUACUAAGCACAGAUGUGGUAGACUGUCAGCACAUACUAAACAGAUGGCUAAAGGGGGAGGGCAAGUCUAAGGAGUACAUUGUUGCCCUACAACAUCCUGUGACUACAAAUAUAGCAGACUCUCUCAAGAUGUACAGCCUUAUGGUAGACGCCCUGAUGGAAUUCAACAAGCGUGUCAUCAUGUUGUUUCCUAACAUUGACGCGGGAAGCAAAGACAUUGUCCGCAUCAUGCGUCAGAAGGGCGUGGAAACCAACCCCAUGUUCUACCCUGUGAAGCAUAUACCCUUUGAAGAGUUCAUCAUCUUGGUGGCCAAUGCAGGCUGUAUGAUAGGCAACAGCAGUGCAGGGGUCAGGGAAGCAGGAGCAUUCGGUACACCGGUAGUCAACCUUGGGUCGAGGCAGACAGGGAGAGAGACGGGUGAAAAUGUCUUACACUGCAGGGAUGCAGACACGACGCAGAAGAUCCAUCAUGCUCUAGAAAUCCAAUACCAAAGACAAUUCCCUCCAUCUUACAUCUACGGUGACGGGCAUGCGGUACCAAGAAUCAUCAAGUUUCUGAAAUCGAUCAAACAGGAGGACACCAUCCAGAAGCAGUUCAUCUUCCCUCCCAUGCCGGAGAGCCCCAGCAUUGACAUUGAUCACAUCUUAGAGACGCAGAGCGCCCUGGCCGUCGACAUGGGGGGAACGCAGCUCCGAGUUGCUUUGAUAGCAGCCGAUGGUGAGAUUAAGCUGAGGAGAUCCAGGCCGACGCCCCACACCACCAAUGAGGAUAGAAUGAAAGCGCUCCUUGAACUUCUCUUAGAAGCUACAAAGGAGAGCUACGCCCUUAACUGCAGAGUGCUGGGUGUAGGCAUCAGUACUGGAGGGCGGGUCAAUUCAAAGGAAGGACUCGUCAUGCAUUCAACAAAAGCUAUUGCAGGUUGGGAUGAAAUCGACCUGAGGACACCCAUAGAAACUACCCUUCACCUCCCUGUCUGGGUGGACAAUGACGGCAACUGUGCUGCCCUCGGAGAGAGGAAAUUUGGACAUGGCAGAGGGGUCAAAGACUUCAUCACCAUAGCAACAGGCACAGGUAUUGGUGGAGGUAUCGUGUUAGAUAAGCGUCUCAUCCACGGGACCAACUUCUGUGCCGCUGAGCUGGGCCAUAUCAAGGUAUCUCUGGACGGCCCGGCCUGCCAGUGUGGAAGCCACGGGUGCGUGGAGGCCUACAGCUCAGGGAUGGCCCUCAAGAGAGAAGCCAUGAAGCUGCACGAAGCGGGGGAGCUUCUCGUGGAUGGCAUGAUUGUAGAGAAGGGUGAGGAAGUUACUGCUAAACAUCUCGUACAAGCUGCAAAAACAGGAAACCAAAAGGCCAAGAAGAUCUUAGAUACAGGUGCUCAAGCUCUCGGGACAGCCAUCACAUCCCUACUCCACGUCUUGAACCCCAAGCUGGUCAUCCUGUGUGGUGUCCUGUCCAACGUCUACCUAGAGCCGGUCAGAGAAGCGGUCAAGACCCACAGUCUCCCGUCCGCGGUGUCCGAGGUGGAAAUCGUCAGCUCGCAACUGGUAGAGCCAGCCCUGCUCGGAGCCGCAAGCCUGGUGUUGGAAUACGCCACCAGGAGAACGUAUUGAUGUAAAAGAGCCUCCGACAAAAGGUGGUAUUCUCGAAAGCAGACCAAGUUAAGUCCAUGGUUUAAUCCCCCGACUAAGUAUGGAAUGCCAAGUGUCCCUAUGUUUAUGUUUUUGAAUAAU
This is a messenger RNA of Strongylocentrotus purpuratus (purple sea urchin), 2564 nucleotides long. RefSeq names its product bifunctional UDP-N-acetylglucosamine 2-epimerase/N-acetylmannosamine kinase (gene gne). Gene Ontology annotation, biological process: UDP-N-acetylglucosamine metabolic process. Lineage: Eukaryota; Metazoa; Echinodermata; Echinoidea; Camarodonta; Strongylocentrotidae. Bases 105 to 2444 code for a protein of 779 amino acids. The transcript is spliced from 13 exons. Gene Ontology annotation, molecular function: N-acylmannosamine kinase activity; UDP-N-acetylglucosamine 2-epimerase activity; hydrolase activity, hydrolyzing O-glycosyl compounds. The record is from RefSeq and is a predicted model, not a curated record.